AGUACUCAGGCUUCCCCAGCCUCUUUCCCGCCCCCCCUGAGUCUGUGCUUUCCUGCCUGCUUUCUCUUUCUUUUCUGGCUCAGCCUGGGACAGAAGCCUCUAUCAGAGGAGGCUCAGGUCUUGCAGUUUAAAACCAGUAAUGGAAAAACACAAGAACGUUUCCUGGAUCCACCAGCAGGAACUGGCAGAUCCAUCCCAGAAAUACCUGAACAGCACCGAGGACUACCUGGCCUUCCUCUACGGGCCUCCACGCAGCCACUUCUUCUUCCCAGUGACUGCAGUGUACGCGCUGAUUUUCGUCGCGGGAGUCGUCGGCAAUUUCCUGGUGUGCCUGGUGAUUCUUCGGCACCAGGCUAUGAAGACGCCCACCAACUACUACCUGUUCAGCUUGGCCGUCUCUGACCUCCUGGUCCUGCUCCUUGGGAUGCCCCUGGAAGUCUACGAGAUGUGGCGCAACUACCCCUUCCUGUUUGGGCUGGUGGGCUGCUACUUCAAGACGGCCCUCUUUGAGACGGUGUGCUUUGCCUCCGUCCUCAGCGUCACCACGGUCAGCGUGGAACGCUACGUGGCCGUCCUCUACCCGUUCCGGGCCAAACUGAGGAGCACCCGGCGGCGGGCUCUCAGGAUCCUUGGCCUCGUCUGGGGCUUCUCUGCCCUCUCCUCUCUGCCCAACACCAGCGUUCACGGCAUCAAGCUGCACUACUUCCCCAAUGGGUCCUUGGUCCCGGGCUCCGCCACCUGUGCGGUCAUCAAGCCCAUAUGGAUCUACAAUUUCGUCAUCCAGGUUACCUCUUUCCUCUUCUACAUCCUCCCCAUGACUGUCAUCAGUGUCCUCUACUACCUCAUGGGGCUCAAACUAAAGAAGGACCAACUGCUUGGGGCAGAUGAAAUGACUGCAAAUAUUCAAAGACCUGCCAGAAAAUCAGUCACCAAGAUGCUAUUUGUCUUGGUCUUAGUGUUUGCUGUCUGUUGGGCCCCAUUCCACAUUGAUCGGCUCUUCUUCAGCUUUGUGGAGGAGUGGACUGAAUCCCUGGCUGCUGUGUUCAAUCUCAUCCAUGUGGUGUCAGGUGUCUUCUUCUACCUGAGCUCAGCCGUCAACCCCAUUAUCUAUAACCUACUCUCGCGCCGCUUCCGGGCAGCAUUCUGGAAUGUGAUCUCUCCCUGCAAACAGGGGCACUCUCAGCACCACCAACAGGGGCCACCUGCCCAGCGGAACAUCUUCCUGACAGAAUGCCACCUUGUGGAGCUGACUGAAGAUGCAGGUCCCCAGUUCCCUUGUCAGUUAACCGUCAGCAGCUCGCACCCCCCUACAGCCCUCUGUAGUGGACAGGCACCAUGAAAGGGACACUCAAAGAGUUGACAUUCCUUUAUGCCACCAUACUACAGGAAGGGACACCCUGUAAAAUUUAUGCUUUCUUACAUGAUAGUAGGGAGGUAAAAUGAGUCUUACAACUUAUAUACCCACUUCUAAUUGUGUGUGUGUGUGUGUGUGUGUGUUUAAACAAAUUGCUACCAAAUCUGUAUCUAAAACCCAGAACCUUCUGAGUUUUAGCUUCCUUUCCACCAUCCUAACUGCCUCAUGCUCCUUCACUAGUUCAUGGAAAGAAAAAAAAAAUCAUGACCAGUAAAGAAUGACACCUAUACUUUGA
Messenger RNA from Herpailurus yagouaroundi (jaguarundi), 1649 nucleotides. It is a transcript of the gene NMUR2, whose product is annotated as neuromedin U receptor 2. The transcript is spliced from 4 exons. The coding region runs from base 140 to 1339 and encodes 399 amino acids. The record is from RefSeq and is a predicted model, not a curated record. Gene Ontology annotation, cellular component: plasma membrane. NCBI's taxonomy places the organism in Eukaryota, Metazoa, Chordata, Mammalia, Carnivora, Felidae. Gene Ontology annotation, biological process: neuropeptide signaling pathway. Gene Ontology annotation, molecular function: neuromedin U receptor activity.